Pistacia vera is the source of this 1303-nucleotide messenger RNA. RefSeq lists its product as uncharacterized. The coding region runs from base 376 to 888 and encodes 170 amino acids. NCBI's taxonomy places the organism in Eukaryota, Viridiplantae, Streptophyta, Magnoliopsida, Sapindales, Anacardiaceae. The transcript has 3 exons. The record is from RefSeq and is a predicted model, not a curated record.
CUCUUCUCAUCUCUCCACGUGCUGCUCUUGCCUGCUUCCAUGGUCCGGUGCCGCUGCGGACAUAUUUUCUUAUUAUUGUUAUUUAAUUAGUGAAAGUGAAAUUGAAACGAGUUUAAGAGAGAGAGAGGGAGCCAACGUGGCAUAAUAGUUAGUUGAGAAGUAAAGUAAGAGAGACGGGAUUAUUACUAUAAUUUGAAGGGUGGUAGGGUGGGAUGGUGUUGGUGUUGGUGUUGCUGUAUAGAUAGAGACUUCUGCUUACUUCACCUCCCUCCCUCCCUCCUUCCCUUUCCUUCUCUUCUUCCUUCUUAUCUUUCAAUCUUCUUCUUCUAAUUUUGCAUACAUACAUACAAACAGAAAGAUAACAGAUUUGAGAAGAUGGGAAACUGUCAAGCUAUUGAUGCUGCUGCCUUGGUUAUACAGCAUCCAAGUGGGAAAAUAGAGAGGCUGUAUUGGCCAGUCACAGUUAGUGAGGUUAUGAGAAUGAACCCGGGUCACUAUGUUUCUUUGAUAAUACCAUUGCCUCCUCUACCUGAAGAAGAUCAAAAGUCCGUCCGUUUUACCAGGGUUAAGCUUCUUAGGCCUACUGAUACUCUUUCUCUUGGUCAUGCCUAUCGACUUAUCACUUCUCAAGAGGUUAUGAAGGUCUUGAAGGCCAAGAAGUAUGCAAAGACAAAGAAGCACCAGCAGGAAUCAGUUGAGAACUUGCAGAUACCUCAGGACAAGCAGAGUUCAGGUUCUGAAACAGAACCCAAAUCCCACAUGGAUAACAGUACCCAGGCGCUGAAACAGGAAAGGCACCGCCCAAGGACAGCAUCAGUGAACCCAGCUGCAAUGAGAUCAAAAUCAUGGCGGCCAUCGUUACAAAGCAUCUCUGAGGCUGGAAGCUAGAUGAAUGCUUAUUUCAAGUUUCAAAUUGUGACAUGCACAGUGGUCUUUCAAAAGUCUAAUGAACUGCCUAUUUUCAUUUGCAGACGCUCUUCAUACAUGAACUUCCUCAAACAAUGAAAUAUAAAUUCAUUAAAACCAUGGAGGUGGGGGCCGAAAGUUUCUAAAUCCUUGCCACAGAAAACCCCAGAUUCAAACAAAUUUUUCGAGUAAUAAGACAUCUGUAUAGCUUCAAUAAGAGCAAUGCAUGAAUAUUACAAAGUAAUAUGUUGUGAUGAAAUUAGAUCUUGCUAAUGUAAUUGCUGUCCCCAAUUUCUUGUAAGUUGUUGAUGCCAGACUAGGAUUUCUGAUAUAUAACUAGACAACAAAAGGAACAAAUUAAUGAAAUGUAUAUGAAUGUACGAUCAUAUUUGUGGGU